ACGUUCGAGUUGCGUGACGUCGUAGCUGCGUGUCACGUCACUCGCGUGAACCGGAAGCCGAAUCUUUCCUCUCGUGUCCGUUGAAAGAAAACAUCAACGUCAUAAUCAUCAAACAUCAGAUCAUCGCGCUGAACUGUCUGUCCGUUAAUGGCGGCAAAAUGGUCCCGGUACCGGACAGAUUCCGCAGUGUGGCGAUCUGGCUGUUAAUCGCCGGGACCGCACGUCUGUCACACGGAGAUGUAGCGGAGCUCCCUGAUCCGGCGGAUCUGCCGCAGAAGCGCUUCCGGACGGCGGAGAUGGCCGACGCGGUGAUGGGAGCCCCUCAGUCCGCGGGGCUGGAGCCGCUGCCGGGGGAAGCGUGUGCUGGCGGCCGCUGUGAGGAGAGCAGCCCGUCCGGCGAGACCAAGAGCCAGAACUUCACCGAGCCCGCCAAGACCUACAAAGUCAGCUGCGACCGGAGGAACGUCACGGGGACCGAGCUCUUCACGGUCCAGCUGCUCAACGCGUCUCAGGACCUGAUGGAGCUCCUGAAUGCCAACAGUACCGAAUGCUCAUUGGUUCUCUUUUAUACCACCUGGUGUCAGUUUUCUGCAAGCCUCGCCCCGCACUUCAACGCCCUGCCGCGAGUCUUUCCCAGCAUGCACUUCCUGGCGCUCGACGCGUCCCAGCACAGCAGUCUCUCCACGCGCUUCGGCACGGUGGCCGUCCCUAAUAUACUCUUGUUUCAAGGAGCCAAACCCAUGGCCAGGUUCAACCAGACAGACAGAACGCUGGAAACACUGAGCUCGUUCAUCACAAACCAGACAGGCUUUGAAGCAAGUCCAGAUCAGACCGUACGGGACGAAGACCGUGUCGGACCUCUGCUCUCGGUUCCCGUCAAAAGCAUCGACUGGCUCUUUGUGUUUUCGGUCCUGUUUAUAUCCGGCUUCACUCUCUACGCCAUCCUCUGCUCAGACAGCAUUCGCUGGCUCGUUCCAGGACCAGACCACGAGCAUCAGGACUAGAGUCUGCUGCGGCUUCUCCUCUGGGAUCUGAAUGUACAUACUUGUGGAAUAAAUAAGAAUCUGCUCGUGUUGUUGUGUACUUGUUUAGUUCUGUUCUGGUAAAAGCAAAAGAAAGACAUUGAUAUGCAAACUUAAAAUGCAAAGCUUAUGUCUGAGAUACUUGAACACCACUCGCCGAUGAAACCAUGUGACAGUAGUUGGCAUACUUCUGUUUACUCGUACGAGUAAGUAGCGCACUAGCACUCCAUUGAGAACACAGCCCAGGACUGGGGUUGGUAAAGUAACUGAAGGAUGCAUCCAAUCACCCACAAUCCUUUGCAUUCACUGCAAUUCAUGAAAAAGAGCUGAUAGAAAAUCAAUGAGCACUGAGCUCAUCUAUAAUGAACUGCAAGACAAACACAUGAGCUGCUCUAUACACUAUGCACUCAUACAGUAUGCACACUAUGUACUCAGUCCUGUAUGAAUUAUAUAAGGUUGUUUUGUAAUUCAUAAUUGGAGUCCAAUAGCCCC
Messenger RNA from Sinocyclocheilus anshuiensis, 1514 nucleotides. Its product is annotated as thioredoxin domain-containing protein 15-like. Gene Ontology annotation, biological process: cilium assembly. The transcript has 5 exons. Gene Ontology annotation, cellular component: cilium. Bases 159 to 1004 code for a protein of 281 amino acids. NCBI's taxonomy places the organism in Eukaryota, Metazoa, Chordata, Actinopteri, Cypriniformes, Cyprinidae. The record is from RefSeq and is a predicted model, not a curated record.